GUACACCUCAAGUCACCCUUCAUCAUGAACGGAGUAUGCGUGAGGUUCAAGGGUUACGUCGACCUCGAGAGACUGGAUGGAGUGGGAUGUCUCGAGUACGACGAGGACACCGCCCGUAUCGAGGACACCAUCUUGAGAGACGAGUUGGAGAAGUACAAGGCCAGGUUGAGGGAGUUCGAGGACAAGCAGAGACCCUUCAAGCCUUUCGCCACAUCCUCCACCGCUAAGUGAGAACAGCAACCCUCCCUGCACCAGCUGUUGUCUCCCCACACCACCUGGCAUCACUAAAAACCACCUGAAGCCUCUGAAUGCCACCUGCGAUGAUCUGACACCAUCUGGCAUCGAUCAGUUACCACCUGUGAUGAUUUGACACCACCUGGGCUCAUUAGAAACCACCUGCAACCUCAAAACCAGCUGGAAAUAACUGAUACCAAGUGAAAUUAUUAAGUAACAAUCAAUUCGGGUUAACAGUACACGUCAUAGUCACGAAACGCCUAUCAGAUCACGCCGUUCUGAAUACGUCACAAGCGGGAGCACCAAUUAUAUCUUGCUAUCUUGUCUACGUCACAAGGUCGGAACACCAAUCAUGUUCUAACUAUUUCGGAGACGUCACAGCAGUUGAAGACCAAUUAUACAUUAGUUAUGUCAGAAAUAGAACACCAAUCACAUCCCACCAUCCUGGCUUAUUGGCCUAUGUCACAAACAUCACACCAUCAUAGCUAUGUCACAAGGAUGAUACACCAAUCACAUUACACCAUCCAGGUUACGUCACAAGGAUGAUACACCAAUCACAUUACACCAUCCAGGUUACGUCACAAGGAUGAUACACCAAUCACAUUACACCAUCCAGGCUACGUCACAAGGAUGAUACACCAAUCACAUUACACCAUCCAGGCUACGUCACAGCUUCAGAACACCAAUAGGCGGCCUUAAUGAGCCAGAAUUUAAUAGUGACGCCAUCAACAACUACUAACGAGGUGCUAUGGUAGUUAAAUGCAUCAACAUAGAAGAGAAUUAACGAACGAGGUUUUAACGAAAGAGAAUAAUAAGAUAAUCUUGAUAAGGUGUGAUAACAGAAUACUUAAAGAAAAUCCAAAUAAUAGUGAUAAUAAUAAUAAUAAUAAUAAUAAUAAUAAUAAUAAUAAUAUCAGUCCAGAUGGGUGUUUGUGAUGGGCAAUUUCAGAUAAUUACUGUACUGGUUGUUUGCCUUAACUACAGAAAAUAAUUCAUUGUGCUAACAUACAGAAAAUGGUUGUAAACAAGAAAUAUAACUACCCCAUUGGUUGUGUGAACUGUAAAAAAUGUGAUAUGAAUGGUUGUCAUGGUAACCACUGUAAACAAGUAACGGUGGUUGUCAUGGUAACCACUGUAAACAAGUAACGGUGGUUGUCAUGGUAACCACUGUAAACAAGUAACGGUGGUUGUCAUGGUAACCACUGUAAACAAGUAACGAUGGUUGUCAUGGCAACCACUGUAAACAAGUAGUGGUGGUUGUCAUGGUAACCACUGUAAACAAGUAACGGUGGUUGUCAUGGUAACCACUGUAAACAAGUAGUGGUGGUUGUGUCAUAGUAAACAGGUGUCACAACAUGUUAAGAGACAUGACAUGACGUUUGGGAUUACCUAAAGAUUAGCCCCCAGCUUAUUUCACCUGCAGAUUAACCAUCGUAAUAUGACCCAAUUUAACUUAACCUAACAGUAACCUAACAAUAUAACUUAACCUAAC
Molecule: messenger RNA, 1726 nt
Organism: Homarus americanus (American lobster)
Lineage: Eukaryota; Metazoa; Arthropoda; Malacostraca; Decapoda; Nephropidae
Product: protein big brother-like
Biological process (GO): regulation of transcription by RNA polymerase II
Cellular component (GO): nucleus; core-binding factor complex
Molecular function (GO): sequence-specific DNA binding; transcription coactivator activity
Source: RefSeq, a predicted model, not a curated record